AUGCAAUCCCAUGUGGAGACCAAUUUGACCGGAGUUCAUUGUUAUGACUGCAAAAGAGAAAGGAAACUCGUAUCGUCUAAGGACGGAGAAGCUUUUUACGAGUGUGAGGGCUGCGGUUCCAAAGAACCAGAGGAAUUAAUUCGCCAGAGAAACUGGAAUUUGGGAAUUUACGACGAUAACGAAGUAAAUUCGUCCUUUGGAUCCAUCAAUAGUAACUAUACACCAAAACAAAGGGACAAAAGUAAUGAGCAAAAUUACUUAUCUUCUGAAAAUUUUAAGUCCAACAGUAGUGAAACGCCAUACCCAGCCGUUUCAUUUUCGGAGCCGAGCAAAAAUUGGACAACGAAGGAAUGGGUUGAGGGAAUAUCCACGUUUCUAACAAUACAGGAGCGAAGGCUUAAAGCAAAACAACGCAGAAUAGAGUAUCUUCUUAAGGAAAUUGAGAGGAAUAAAAAUGAGAAUUCAGAAUUGAAUUCGCGUAUAAAAUUCUUAGAAAAUGGGAACAACAGAAUGGCAUCUCAACUUUAUCCUGCACAUUUUAACCAGGAUUUACCACCCCAUCUAGAUUUCGCGGACGAAGAACUAUUUUCGUCUUUUGAAAAUAUUGAGAUGACACCUUCACCAGUCGAGAAUCGAGAAAGUAUUGACGAUUUAUCGAGGCAGAUUGAGAAGCAUAUGAGAAAAGAAAAGGAGUCACAAGAAGCGGAUGAUGAUCUAAGAACUAGAAAUGAAAUAUUACAAAAGCAAAUUGUGAAUCAUAAGAAAAAAGAAAAGGAAUUGCAGGAAGAAAUUGACAAUCUAAGGACCAGGAAUGAGGGAUUAGAAAAACAAAUCGAGAACAAUAAGAAGGCAUUGCAAGAAGUUGAAACUAAUAAUGAGAUAUUGGAAAAGCAUUAUAUGGAAAAAGAAAAGGCAUUGCAAGAAAAAGUUGAUGAACUAAAGGCUAAAAAUGUAGAGUUGGAAAAGCAGAAUGAAGAGGAGAAAGCGAAUGUGUCAAAGCUGAGAAGUACCAAUAACGUUUUGGUUUCUUCAAUCCAAACGCCAUAUAUGGAGGCACAGAAUUUACUCUCACUCAAGAUCAGAUCUUUAGAAACUACUAAUAGAGAUCUAGAAAACAAAAUUGAAAUACUAGAAAAUGAAUUAAAAAAUGAGCCAAAAAUAUUAAAGGGGGAAAACGAAAAUCUUAAGAAGAAAAUAAAGUUACUAGAAACAGAUUUGAAGGAAGAACGUGAGAAAGUCGUAAGGUUGGAAAGAGAGCGUAUUGAACGUGUAUCUUGA
Molecule: messenger RNA, 1278 nt
Organism: Acaulospora colombiana
Lineage: Eukaryota; Fungi; Glomeromycota; Glomeromycetes; Diversisporales; Acaulosporaceae
Source: the annotation of a GenBank genome assembly